GUCAGAAAGCUGCGCGCAAUGCUUUCCGACAACCUCUUUGAGGCCCCAGAGUCUUGCGGCUGAGCAGCUGAGCAGCGAUGUCGUCAUUUUAUCCAGAAGUUUGCACUUCACACUAUCAACUCCACGAUGUCUUUGGUAAAAACCCAGAGGCUUGGUGAAGCUUGGAGGACGAAGCUUUCGACAGUUAACCUUCCGAUAUCCACUUUCUCCAGGCCAACAACCUCAGACGUAUCCACUUGCUCCGCGGGGCAUUGAGUCUCCACAGGGUCUUUGUGAACCUUCCUCGACUUUGUUCUCCACGCUUCGUUCCGACCCUGGAGGAGCUUAGGACUGCCAAACAUGUCGAAUCAAGAGGUAGAACAUCCGGAGUCUCUGGCCCAAACAUCGCGGUCCACAACCCCGCAAUUAUCCAAGGAAGAGGCGGAUGUUGAAGCACAGCUGCCAGCACGACAGGAUGAACCUGUAACCGGAGAGAAACUCGCGCCAGCAGCUACCAACAAGACCAUUGACUUUGUACCAAACGAUCCAGAGAACCCCUUCAACUGGCCCAUCGCGAAGAAGUACCGAAUAUGCAUUCUCGCAUGUGCCAUGACCUUCUUCGUUCAGAUCAAUGGAACGAUGAUGACAAGUGCAGCUGAGCAAAUCAACGAAAACUUCCAUGUCAGCGAUGAAGUAUUCCCACACUCAUACUGGCCCGUGUUGAGUUGGAACCUAGGCGGUGCCGCCGCGCCACUCGUUGGGUUACCCUUGAUGGAGAACUUUGGUGUACGAUGGACAUACUUGGGCAUCUAUGCUGUGUUGAUCAUCUUCAUCAUACCACAAGCUGUAGCCCAAAACUUCGCUACUCUAAUCAUCGUUCGAAUCAUUACUGGAUCUUGCACAGCAACACUAGCGAACAUCACCUCUGGCAUUGUAAGCGACAUCUGGUACGCAGGCCUAAUGAAGAGCUUCUUCACAUCAAUGUACAUCUUCGCGCUCCUCUCUGGCCUAAGCAUAGGACCCGUGUUCGGCAGCCUCGUCGUCCAAUACACCACCUGGCGCUGGAUCUUCAUCGGUCAAAUAAUCUUCUACUCCGCUCUGCUCCCCAUCCUCUUCCUCGCCCUUUCCGAAGUCCGCCCUGACGUAAUCCUGCACCAACGCGCCGCCAAAAUCCGGCGCGAAACCGGCCUUGCCGUGCACACCGCGCAAGAGAAGACGAAAACCAGCGUCUCUGACAUCCUUACCGAAACUCUCAUUCGUCCUACGCGCCUCUUGUUCACCGAAGGCGUGCUUAUCAGCCUGGGCAUGUGGUCCGCCUUCGUCAUCGGAAUCGCAUUCAUGUUCACGCAAAGCAUCAUGCAAGUCUACGAGGGGCUGUACGGGUGGACGUUCUUCGGCACAGGGAUGGUGCAGAGUGCAAUAGUGGUUGGGGAGUUGGUGGGUGUGUUUGCGCAGUUGGUGCAAGACAGAGUGUACUUUGCUUCCGCGAAGCGAAACACUGAGGAUCCAGGGAACCCUCUUCCAGAGGCACGACUAUAUCUCAGCAUUCCAGCAUCAUUCAUCGGGCUCACGGGAGGCCUGUUCUUCUUCGCAUGGACGAGUUUCUCAAAUAUUCUGUGGAUCGUGCCAUCCAUCGCGCUGGGCUUUGUCGGAUUUGGCAUGUUUCUAUGCACGACCGCAUUGACGACGUAUAUUGUCGAUGCGUAUGCGAAGUACGCCGCAAGUUCCGUGGCGGGCGUGGCCUUUCUGGAGAACUUCAUGGCUGCAUUCUUGCCGUUGGCGACGCAGAGCAUGUAUAGGACGCUGGGCUUCAACUGGGCGAGCAGUCUGUUGGGGUUCAUUGCAUUGGUGCUAAGUUGUAUACCUGUGGUCUUGAUCAUGUAUGGCAGGAAGCUUAGGGAGAGGAGCCCGUUCAUGGAGGUGGCUGGUCACAACAAGUAGUGAAAAUGAGAAUGAGAUGUAUCUGAU
Macroventuria anomochaeta is the source of this 1947-nucleotide messenger RNA. RefSeq names its product multidrug transporter. Bases 340 to 1920 code for a protein of 526 amino acids. The transcript has 2 exons. NCBI's taxonomy places the organism in Eukaryota, Fungi, Ascomycota, Dothideomycetes, Pleosporales, Didymellaceae. The record is from RefSeq and is a predicted model, not a curated record. Gene Ontology annotation, biological process: transmembrane transport. Gene Ontology annotation, molecular function: transmembrane transporter activity.